Messenger RNA from Symbiodinium sp. CCMP2592, 3456 nucleotides. The record is from the annotation of a GenBank genome assembly. NCBI's taxonomy places the organism in Eukaryota, Dinophyceae, Suessiales, Symbiodiniaceae.
AUGGCUCUGCGUGAGGCAGUGGAUGCUGGGUCCAUCGCGGAACAGCUGCGCCAAGAAGCGCGCGGGACCCUGAAGAGCUUGGCAGAGUACGGCCCUGCUAUCCGUGCAUGUGGGAAACAUUCUGCUUGGCAGAGCGCUGUUUGGUUACUCUGGACGGAAGAGCAGCAGAAGUCGCCCGCUGCGCUGGCUUCCUACACUGCCUGCAUUAGUGCCUGUGGAAAGGGCUUGGCCUGGGCUGCUGCGUGGAGCCUUCUGCAGUUUAUGCUGCAACAGAGAGCCGAGCCAAAUGUGUACACGUGCAGUGCGGCGGUGAGCGCUUGCGCGCGGGGCUCUGAGUGGGGUCGGGCCUUGCACAUUUUCGACGUCCUGUGGGAAUCCGGCGUCGAGCCCAACAUCAUCUCCUUCGGCGCGGUUCUCAGCGCUUGUGAGAAAGGCCAGCAGUGGGAAGGAGCACUGGAGCUCUUGGAACGGCUCGGGCAAAGCCGGUGCCAAGCAAACAUUUUCACCUACAAUGCGGCGGUGCGUGCGACUUCCACAGCGAGGCAGUGGGAGCAUGCCAUCGUGCUCGUGAGCAACAUGCAUUCCAGAGAGGUCAGCCCCGACAAGAUCACGUACAGCUCUGCGUGCUUGGGUCUUCCCGCCGAGAGCUGGCCGAAACAGAUCCAGUUGUUGGACGCACGGCUGAGGUUGGAGGGACCCGGACCAGGCCUUGGGCGUUUGCGCCUCGAUCGCCCGCCCCUGGCACCCCGGGACUUCCUGACGAGGAUGUCACGGCUACGCUCGGGAGGCCUAGCCAGCAGACGCUUCCUCCGAGCUGCCGCACGGCCCUUGCAGAGGAGCAUUCGCGCCAACACGCUUAAGGCCACCGAUGGACUGCCGGAUGCAUUGAAGAGGGCCGGCUGCCGACUUCACUGCGUACCCUGGCUCUCCGAGGGCUUCUUCCUGGAGGGAGCUGACAAGCUCGGAGGCAUGAAGGAGCACCUCAGCGGGGCGAUGUAUUUCCAAGAGGCGACCUCCAUGCUGCCCGCCGAGGUGCUCCGAAGAGCCUGCGACCAGCUUGCACCAUUGGAGAAGAGGAACAUGCCCCUCCUGGCUUUGGACCUCUGCGCAGCGCCUGGCAGCAAGUCCACGCAGCUGCUGAGCUGGCUGGCUGAGAGGGGCGACGGCAGCUGCCUAGUCGUCAAUGAGCUAGAUGCAGAUCGAUCUCAAAAGCUGUAUGAGAAUUUGUUGAAGUCGGGGUCCACGCAAUGGCUGCAGUUGCGCGGCCUGGGGGAGGAUCUGGGCCGGGAAUUGCCGGAGGUCUUCGAUGCCGUGCUGGUGGAUGCACCCUGCUCUUGCGAGGGCAACAUCCGCAAGUCGCCCUUGUCCUUGCUGGAGGCAGACCGGGAUGAACAGGCCCGGGUUGUUGAGACGCAGCUCCGCUUGUUGCGCAGCGGGUGGCGAGCCUUGCGGCCUGGGGGCUGCCUCGUCUACUCCACCUGCACCUUCAACUACCACGAGAACGAAGGACUCUGCCUCAGCUUUUUGCGGGGCGGCCUGGGCCUCGGCUCCAAAGCUCCUCACUGCGUGGAUGCAGCAGCCCUGCUAUCGCUUCCAGCUGCGGUCGUCUCAGAGGUUCGUGCACGAGCUGAGGGCAAUGGAGCAAUGGAGGAGGAGCUUGGCGCAUUGCGUAUUUUCCCAGAAACCUUCGAUGCAGAGGGGUUCUAUGUCUGCUGCUUUCAGAAGAGGCUGGACAAAGAGGAGCUGGUGCAGGACGUUCCUGCAAGCUCGUGGUCUACUGCUGCAUUUGCAGCUCGCUUCGACCUGGAGAGGCUGUCGAAGGCAGACGGGCGAGCUGUAGAAGAGAAGGCUCGAGCAGAAUUGGGCUUCUGGCCCCCUUUGUGCACGCCCCAUGAGGUGCCCACUCUGUGGCGCAGCACUUCCGGUGGAGUGUGGAUGCUCCCUCAACUUCCUGCAUCCCUGAACCCGGCCCUGUCUCGGGCUGCCCGGCCGGGCAUCUUUCUGGGGGGAGAGGUCGAAUCCGAAAUCGAGUUGUCGAGGGACUUCCUCUUGCUGGCAGGGCAGCGUGCCGCCGUAGCAGCGGCCAAGAUGUCCACGCAAGAGAUGCCGGUUCGCGGCAACCAUCAACCCCACACAACCCACCACAACGCGACACAUGUUGCCAUGGCAGCUCCAGGCCCGCAAGCCACCAGCAGGAAGCAGCCGGACCUUCGUGGCGUGACAAAGCGCAUUCGCGAAGCGGCGCAGUGGACGGAUAGCCUUGAGCUACUCCGCCAAGCUACAGCGGGCACUUUGGGCCCUGAUGUCGUUGCUGUGGGUGCAGCCAUCACAGCCUGUAGCAAGGCUUUGGAGUGGCGUGCAGCUGCCCAGCUCAUGUUCCAUCUGGAUACUGAGCAGCUGCAGCCGAAUGGAUUCGUCUAUAGCGCAGCCAUCCGCGCCUGCGGACUUCCCGAGGCGUGGUCCCACUCGUUGGAGCUACUCCGGGACAUGCUCCAGCGACGCCUGGAGCCUGAUGCUAUCUGCUACAGCGCAGUCGCCAGCGCUUGCGUAAAAUGCAGCUCUUGGGCCCCUGCGCUGUCACUGCUAUGUGCCGCCAUUGUGCACCAAGGGUUGGGGCUCGUGCUCGCGAAUGCAAUGCUUGGGGCCCUGGAAUUGCCCGGGCUUUGGGAUAGCUCCAGCCGUCUCCUGGAGGAGAUGCAGGCGAGCUUCGUUCUGCCCGACGUCAUCUCCUACAGUGUGGCCAUCAGCACAUGUGAGAGAGCAGCUGAGUGGUGCACGGCGUUGGAGUUGCUUCGAAGCAUGGAGCAGCAGAGCGUGAGCUCCAACAUAAUUUCAUGCACGUCCUUGAUCAGUGCUUGUGCCUCCGGGGGAGCUUGGCAGCAAGCACUGUGCCUCUUUGCAGCUCUGCCGGGACGGUCACUGAGUGCCAAUCUCGUCACAUACGGAGCGACCAUCUCCGCAUGUGCACGAGCGGUGCAGUGGCAGCGAGCUGUGACGCUGAUGGAGCAGUUUUUCGAGGGGCCGAGGAUGCAGCAAGCAUCCAGCACGAUGCUCAAUGCCGUCAUCUACGCCUGUGCCCGCGGUGCGGAGUGGCGACCUGCCCUGGCUUGGCUUCGGCAGAUGGCCGACCAGGAACUGCAGCCAGAUGUGAUCAGUUUCAAUUCCUGCAUCUUUGCGUUCGAGGAUGUGCUGAGUGAGGAUGAUGCGCGAUUCGGCAUUGUCCGGGAGCUGGUGGACGAGUGUAACCCUGUGACCCUCAUGCGUCUGAGUUUGCGAGACCGCUGGCCCAGGAAGCUAGCUCUCGGCUCGACUGGAUCCCGGCGGCUGCGGCGAAAGCCGCCGCCGUUCUCAAAUGUCGAAAGGAUGUCUACAACCUUUAUAUGCGAGGUGUCGGGCUUGGUUCGUGUUGUGCGGAUGCGUUUGUUUGAAGUCACAUGCAAAGCAUUGAUGGUGUAG